Molecule: messenger RNA, 1791 nt
Organism: Rodentolepis nana
Lineage: Eukaryota; Metazoa; Platyhelminthes; Cestoda; Cyclophyllidea; Hymenolepididae
Source: the annotation of a GenBank genome assembly
AUGAUCGUGUAUGUGUUUUUUGUUUUCACAGGAAUGGAUGUUCGAAUUCGUCUGCGUACCUGGUUGGAAAGCAGACUAAACGAAGGUUGGAUUGAUGGACUUUGUUGGAUCGACCAGUCCAAGGGUAUUUUUCGCAUACCCUGGAAGCACCACAGCAAACACACCUGGACUGAGCAAGACGCUGCUAUUUUCAAGGAUUGGGCAGUUGUCACUGGGCGCUAUCGUGAAGGUAUCGAUGAACCAGACUGGCCAAUGUGGAAGACGCGCCUGCGUUGUGCACUUAACAAGGCGCCUGAUAUUCAGGAGGUAAAGCAGCGGCAUAAUUUGCAUUGUGAUGAACCAUUCAAGGUUUAUCGAUUUAUAAGCAAAUCGGAGUCAUUAUGGCGUGCUAAUGCUACUCGAAAUGCCAGUAUGAUGUUUGAUGGCGUCCCUGCUACCAUGACAUCUCUCCCUGGCACCUUUAACGUGCAAAACGUGAUUCCUUCUAGGACUCCAAAUACCCUGGUUUUGGGUGGAAUUCAACACAAACGUCCUGCUAUUCUUGUUGGUCGCGUCGCUUCUCUGGCUAAAAGUGCCGCCUCGCCUUAUCCUUCUCAUCCCGGACAACUGACUUUAAUUCGCCGACAUAAUCAAAUUUUCGUUAAAAAGCUUAGCUUGCGAUCUCUGCAACCUUCAUCAUCUCAUGGACAACCCAUCACGAGAGUUCUUGGAUCGCAAGAGGCAUUAAAUUCUGGACCAUUUGAUUCUCUUGAUGUCGGAGCCUAUCAGGAUGUGCUCUCUUCAACUUCCCUCCAAAGCCCCACUAAUUCUGUUACUCUCCUGCAGCCUACUGUUCUUCCACUCCUUCCUGAUGUCAUGGAGCCGGAGUUGCAUCAACUUGGUGUGCGCAUUCAACAUCUGCAUUAUCGUCUUAAAGAUGUGAUUGUUACAAAUCCCAAUGGAUGUUGUAUUUACCAUAAUUGGUAUGACGAACAGGGUCUAUUCAAAACGCCUGAUGGUACUCUCGAUGCGUUCUCUAUAACCAGUUCUCCUGACCCGAUAGAAGUGAUGAUGACACACGAUGUUGCUGACGAACAUCGUCCUUAUGUUACAAUGCUGCUCGACAAUAUGGUUCAAGGUGUGAUUAUUACAGCCGAUUCUAGUACUGGAGAUUUAUACAUGAGGCGUCUUUGUCGGUGUGCUGCCUUUAUCUAUUAUUUGGAUGAGUCUUCUGGUGAGCAUGUCAUGAUAGCUAAGGUAGCCAGGCGAGAUUGUUUCAAGAUGUUCGACUAUCAACAAUUCAUGACUCAACUGGAAUACUACCGCCUGGGCCAGGGUCCUAAACCACACUUCGAGGUUAUAAUUUCCUUCGGUCAACAAAUCAAAGAUGAACUCUCUUCUAGGAAUCUUCUUGUGUGGUGUCGAGUCGCUAGCUGCAAAGCGUGGUUUCAAUAUCAAAAGGUUACUUCUUCUUUGAGAACGCCUCAACAGACUAUUAUCUAUCCUCAGUCCCUCUCGUCAUAUGGUUCUCAUCUAUCACAACAGCACGGAAUGCUUGGUGAUGUUCAGCAAUCAAUAGGAUCGGGAGACGAUGUUGAUAUUUGUGCAUCUGAUGCUGUUGGCGCAGAGGUGUCCCUCUUUUCCCCUUCUGUUGUUAACAAAAUGGAUUCAACAGUAGUGGAAGAAGAGGUAGUUGUUUCAACUUCGAUCGGAGAUGAUGCCGUUCAAGAUGUUCAUGACGAAGUUAUCACCGAAACAAUUGGUGAAGUCGAAAUAUCACAAGAUGAAGGUCUUUUGAAUGAUCUCGAUUAA